CCACUGUUGUGAAUAGUCUCCAGAGCGUCAUCAGUAAAAACAUCUUCCAGCUGCUUCAGAGAUGUUGAAGGAAGGAAUCAGCUUCUCACCAAAACUGUUCACAGUGGUUUGAUAAUAUUCAAGUCAGGUAAAUUGUCUUUCUAGGAUAGAUGCUGAAGUUCAUCUUGGUGCUCCAACUGUCCAGGAUUUAUGAUCAUGACUCCACUGAUUAAAGUUAGAGCAAUUUCAGCUCUUUCAUGAAUGUUGGUUUUUGUGAAGUUCUCAGCAUGUUUUAAACAAAAAUACAGUUUCAGUUGUUCUACUUCAAAGUUUCACAUUUAAUUCAGGCCCCGUAGUGCGUUUUCGUUUUAAAACGGUGUUUUAGAAUGAAAAAGUUUACACUACACAACCUAAAACGUAUAUGUCACAUGACUACUCAUGCAGGUACAACCAUAGAUAUGUAUAGGUAGAUUCCCUAUUAUUUAGAUGGUGGACGUGUCUGCGUGCUUGGAGCGGUCGAAUGAGGAACCUACCCAUACAUAUCUAUGGGUACAAUAAUGAGUAUGAUGUUAUUGUUUACACGGUCGUCAAGUCACUAGUGGAAACGCAACCCCAGAGUUUUCAAACUAAAACGGGGUCUGCAGCGUUUUCAGAAGUCAGGUCGAAAACACCGGAGUAGUGUAAACGAUUAUGCUUUUUAAAAUGAAAACGCACUAGUGUAAACGGGGCCUAAAUGUGUUAUUGGCUUUUUUGGAAUAUUUUAUAAUAAUUUACUAAUAUAUUACAACAAUUUGUUGUUUAUAUUUAGCCAUGUUAAUCCAUAUCUUUUAUCUAUCUUAACAUAACAUUUAAAUUUGGGUAGAUAUACACAUUUAAGAUGUUAAAGUCUAAGUUUUUCUCAGAAAACAGACCAGAAAUAUUAAUUACAUCAUAUUGCACUCAUACCCUAAUAAAAAAGUAAUAUAUUUAAAAUACAUUUAUUUCAUUCUAAGUAUAGUUCAAAUCUAUUAACAUAUUUACUGACAUAUCGCUGUAGACUUAUAUGUAUAAAAAUUGUUAUUAAACUUUAUUUGGAGUACUACUUGUGCACAACGCACAUUUCUAAAUAUUAAGCCCAACAUUUGUUUUAAUGUCACUAUUGAUGAGGAUUAUAUGAUCUUUCAAUAAUAUCUGUCUUUAAAUGGAAAAUAUUUAAAGUAUACUUGCAAUAGUUCCACUUUAGCACAAUCAAAUAUACUUCAGUAUAUCUUUAUUUGGACUUCAGCACUACUUCCACACAAUUAAAGUACAUUAAGUACAAAAUUAGAUGUUCCAAUUUAGCAGACUUACCAGUUUAAUAUACUAAAAGCACAAUUGCAGGGUAUUUUUAGUAAGAAAGAACUGCACUCGUCAAGUCUUUUCAUGGGGUUCUUAAAAUGAUCUUAUGUGUAGACAGAAUAACUUCAGAAGACCAGCACCAUGAUGACUGCACGUGAAAAAAUCAAGAAGAAACCGCCCAAAGACAGUCUGACGCUGUUACCAUGCUUCUAUUUCGUAGAGCUACCCAUUGUGGCGUCCUCCAUGGUUUCACUGUACUUCCUGGAACUGACGGAUGUGCUCCAGCCGGCGCAGGUGGGAUUCCGCUGCCAUGACCGGUCACUCAGCAUGCCGUACGUGGACAGCGGCGAUGAGCUCAUUCCUCUGCUCAUGCUCCUGAGUCUGGCGUUCGCCGGCCCUGCUGCUUCUAUAAUGAUUGGUGAAGGUCUGCUGUAUUGUAUGCAGUCCAAACUGAAGGUCCGUCCAGGGAUUGAAGGAAGCAUAAAUGCUGGUGGAUGUAAUUUUAACUCUUUCCUACGGAGAACCGUCCGUUUUGUUGGGGUUCAUGUGUUCGGUCUUUGUGCAACAGCACUGGUUACGGAUGUCAUCCAGCUAGCCACUGGCUAUCACACACCAUUCUUUCUCACAGUGUGCAAACCCAAUUAUACAGUCCCAGGUGUGUCCUGUGACAAGAACCCUUACAUCACCAAAGACAUUUGCUCUGGCCAGGAUCAGCAUGCUAUUCUGUCUGCCAGGAAAACCUUUCCUUCCCAGCAUGCAACCCUCUCUUCCUUUGCUGCUGUUUAUAUUUCAAUGUACUUCAACUCAACAAUCUCUGAUAGCACCAAGCUGCUCAAACCCGUUCUGGUGUUUGCCUUUGCCAUUGCGGCUGCGUUGACGGGACUCACUCAGAUCACCCAGUACCGCAGUCACCCGAUCGAUGUUUACGUUGGGUUCUGUAUUGGCACUGGUAUUGCAGCGUACUUGGCUUUCCAUGCUGUUGCCAACUUCAAAUCUCCAGAGGACACCGUCAUCCCGCAACCUCCUCCUCUGCAGAAGGAUGCUUUGAGGGCUCUGGCCCAGAGAGGUCACGACUCUGUCUAUCACAAAGGCCAUGCCUCUGAGAGCAAUGAGGAAAUAACAUCACCAGCAUGUCUAGAUGGGCUGAACCGGCCUGUACAGCGGGAGAAAACCUCGUUGGGAAGCUUAAAGAGAGCCAGUGUGGACGUGGAGCUACUGGCACCUCGCAGCCCAAUGGGUAAGGAGACCAUGGUAACCUUCAGCAACACAUUACCCCGUGCUACAGCUCCAGAGGAGCCAACGAGGCGUCUGGUGACAGUACCUGUUCCAGUACCACUGGACCCCAUGCGGACACAGCAAUUAGUGUCUGAAUGGAAGCAAAAGUCAAUGGAGAUGCGAGGCGGCAGCUUCCCCGAUGAGGACACCAGCGAUCAGGGCUCAGAUGGUGGCAACGACACGACCACAGAGGAGGAUAGCGUCCACUCUUCAGUCUAUUCGUCUGUUCAACCAUCAGCCAAACCGGCUAACCCACCUGCAGGGGCAAGAGUAGUGAUGCCCCCUCGCCCUCCAGCACAGCCCUCGGUUCCUCCACCUGUGUCCCCUAAAAGUGCCAGCACUCGGGCCAAAUGGCUGUCCAUCACAGAGAAAAGUGGUGCUAAUGUUCCAGUUCUCAAGGCAGGAAAUCAGCCUCGGAUCAUGCAGGUCAUUGCCAUGUCAAAGCAACAGGGACUCCUGUCUGGAUCGGCUAAAUCCUCAGAGACCUCGUCCUCUUCUGGUACCUCAUCCAUCACGGGCACAGAAUCAUCGCCUAAUCGUUCAGAACGUGACAGCGGUUCAGGCAUCAUCACGGUUGAUGCCCACGCCCCCCACCACCCCGUAGUCCGUAUGACCUCCAACCCCAAUAACCCCUGGGAGUGGAGAGGAUCUUCUGAUGGAAACAUGGCCGAAUCGUACGAGCUUAAAAACCUCAACCGUGACAGUUCCCGCAGUUACCGCAACGUGAGGAGCAGCUCUCCUUUUUCCUGCACCAGUGAGGCUGACCACGGGCUGCCCCAGCCUCCUCAACCUCCCCAGCCACCACUUCCCCCUCAACUCCCAUCCGUGGGUCACACCUCAGAGGGUCGCAGUCUGCGCCGCAAGACCCCUCUAGUCCUACUGGAUAGGGAGGGCAAUCUGAACCACACGGAGCAGGACAACUACUACAAAAAGUUACAUAGUGGCAGGCAUUUCAAAGAGUGACAAUGUGCUAAUAUAUAUGAGCACAACAACACUUUUUGGUCAUUUGGGUUGAAUUACUUGAUUUGAUUCCAGGAGGAAUAUCAGAAUAGCCGGAUUCACUACACUUUGAGUCAGUAGAGCUUUCGGGAGAUGCUGCUUCUGACGACUUAAGAGCACAAUGGUUUUUGCCAAACUACAUUAUCAAAAUUUCCAUCAGAUGUAUUGUAUUUACAUAAUCUUCAUAUUAUCAGAGUGUAAAAUAAGGUUUGGGAUUAUUUUUAUUGCUGCUCUUUUUGUUCAUACUUUAUUUAAACGUGUGACAGAUGUGAAGUUGAAUUUACGUGUAUGUGUGUUUACGCACGAUUGUUUAGUGUAUGUUGUAGUGAUACAAUAAUAGAAAAUAUUUGACUGCCUUGUAACGCUCACAGUGAAAACCGAUUUAAAGUGUUUUGUUGGCUCUUUAUGAAUGAUAAUUGCUUUGCAAAAGGGUAGCGUCCGUUCUUUGUACAUCUGACUAUAACUGCUGAUAAGCUGUUCUGGACAUUCUGCAAAUCUACUGAAGACAACCUGUGAAAAACAGUGGAAGCACUUUGAAUAAGCACUUAUAAAUCACUUCAUCUCUUUGUGUUAACAAGUGAGGUGAAUUGGAUUGUCUGUGAGGUAUUCCAAAGGAAUAUUAGACUGCUCUGGACACUUUAAGGAAAGUAUUUUCUCACAAUCCAUCACAUACCUUAUAGUGGAACAGCAACUGGACAACAGGUCCAUGUGAAGAAUUUACUGCAGGUCCCACAUUUUAUGUAUCAUAAUGAGAAAGAGUUUCCCAAAAGAAACAACUUUUUUGGUGUAAAUCACAAAAAGAAUUUCUACAAACACUCUGGGAUUUAUCUGUAAUAGUUAGAGGUCACCUUGUCAUGCUGUUUCCCAGAGGUUCUCCUCUAAAUGAACUUGAUGCAUGUUAUGUGAGUGUUGUCAAGGUGGAAGUGAAGCCUUGUCAGUGAAGAGUUCCAAUCUGUUAUAAUGUACAUGUGCAGCUGUCACUGCAGGUUGAAUACUGUGUGCGUCAGCUCUCUCUUCACGGUGCUCUGAGCUGCUCCUGGAUCUCUGUAGAUGGUUGUCCGUAAUGGAUGCUUCGUGCUGUUGAUGCAGUUUCCAAAAAAAAAGACAACAUAAAUGACAACAAUAAACAAGCUGCUGUAAAUUACAAUGACCCUAAAUUGUAAUUUGUAACACACUGCAAACAUUACCCCUCCCAUUUUUGUACUGAAAUAUUUUUCUUUCAUUUCUAAAGUAUAAAUCUGGUGGCUUACAGCAGGUUAGUGGUGGAGAUAUAGAACCAAUCAGUAGAUAUUUGAGAGCGAUGUACAGUACAUGAAAGCUAAGCAAAUAACCCUUUGAAAAGAGCUUGAUUGACAGGUGAUCUGACCAAUCAUAAUGCUGAAUCUGCCAUUAUGUCCGGCAAACAAAUCAGACAGUAGAGUAGAUUAAAUUCAAUGGACCUAAAGGUCAAGGCACAUAUAGUCCCCAAGCUGUCCCAUUCACAAGCAUAAUAUACCAAACCUGCAUUUAACAAGAUAAUAAUAUCUGUUUUUUUUUUUAAAGAUUACUUAGAGGUGCAUGCGUUGUUUGUGUUUGUCAUUAUUUGGCAUUUGAUUGUUACACUAAGCAAACUCCCAGAAGGACAAUGACUCUGGAGCCAGUAAUUACUCCAGAGUAAUUAACCAAAGAUAUAAACCAAUAAAAUACCGUAGAUCUGCAAACUGCUGGGCUUGAUUCAAAUAUGACAUGCUUGCAUUUGGGACCUGAUUUUUAAACAGCUUGAUUUCUCAUUAAAACUGGAUUUUUUUUAAUCUCUCCACCAAAGAUAAAUUCUAGCCCAGAGCAUUUCACAGUCUUGCUGAGGUCAUACUUUAAAUUCUUAUUAAAUGCAGAUUAAACUGGCAGUGCAAGCAUUCCUACAUAUGGAGUUUGAAUAUGAAACUUUCAGAUGCAGGAUGUGGCAAGUCACCACUAAUAAAGUGGCAGGAAGAGAAAGAAAAAUUAAAUGUUUUUUAUUUUUUUACUACUGUAAAGCACACCAUCUGCGACAAAGUGUUGUUACUUAGAAUAAAAGAAAACAGCGAUUUCUGAGUAUAAUAAUUGCAGUGAUUUUACCAAGAAAUAAAAAUGAUGAAACACACAAGGCAUCUAUGAUGCCUCGACAGCAUCCCACACCUGGGGUUUAAUUAUACUGUUGCCAUGCACUGCUCUGAGUGAGUACUGCAGAGAUGCACAAAGGAUGUUCUAUUUCCUCUAGAGGCAUCAACAAUUAGCUUGCUGUCAAUCCAAAUGAAUGUCAGACAAUUCAAGAUACUAAAUUUUAAAGAUCUCUCAGUGUUGCACUGCAACAUCUCAAAGAGACUGCAGAUGUAGUCUGCUAAAUGAAUAAAUGUUCAGAUCAUUAGGCACGCUAUGCUGGCUUGCAGCUAUAUGUAGUAAUGUAUCAAGCCUUUUUGAAUCAUGCUGUGACCACUCAAAAACCCAGCGGUGCAUUUGGGCCCAUCUUGGUAUCAUGAAAUCUACCUGGCACCAGUAUAAGCUUCUUCCACCUAGUCAACUCUGACGCCUACAUACGCUCUCCAAACAUGAGCGGUGCCCACGCCAUACGCUGAAACUAUCGUGAAGUCUGCAAAAGCACAAACAGAGCUCUGGCUGUUGCUAUGGUGACUGGGUUGAGCAGUGGGGGCCUCCAGUGCAGAGCAAUUUAUCAUUUUAAUAAGAACUAUAUGUGUGUUUCAAGGGGUGGGACUCUGGACUCACAGUCAUAGACAUACAAUUCAUUUGAUUACUCUGAAUGCUUUUGAAAGAUGAGAGGUUGAAAUGGAUUUUGAGCCCUGACAGAAGUUUCCUUCAUUUUCAGCUGUGAGAGGUGUAGGCUGGGUUUAUUAUAUGGUAUCUGAUGUAAUCUUUUUACAAAAGAUGAGAAAAGUCUCUCUGGAAUAAUGUCACAUAGAAAUAUUAUUAAACUGAAAGCUGUCGCUUUGCUUUAUUCAUUUAAUAUUCUUAAUUUGAAAGAUGAGAGAUGGGUUGGAAAUAUUUCUUCUCGCUACUAAAUUCUUAUUAAAUGAGUUUGGGAUUUUUAGUCCAAAAAUACAGUCAUGGCCAAAAAUAUCGGCAGCCUUAGUAAAUAUGAUCAAAGAAGGCUGUGAAAAUUAAUCUGCAUUGUUAAUCCUUUUGAUCUUUUAUUUAA
Molecule: messenger RNA, 6739 nt
Organism: Onychostoma macrolepis
Lineage: Eukaryota; Metazoa; Chordata; Actinopteri; Cypriniformes; Cyprinidae
Gene: plppr3b
Product: phospholipid phosphatase related 3b
Exons: 7
Coding region: 1438-3534 (698 amino acids)
Biological process (GO): phospholipid dephosphorylation; signal transduction; phospholipid metabolic process
Molecular function (GO): phosphatidate phosphatase activity
Source: RefSeq, a predicted model, not a curated record